UUUGUUCAUGCAGGCCAACAUAGAAUUAUCCAUCGCGAUAUCAAGGCUGCAAACAUUCUACUAGACUACAAUUAUGAAGCCUUGGUGGCAGAUUUCGGGUUGGCUAAGCUUACCUCUGAUAAUAAUACUCACGUCUCGACUCGUGUUAUGGGAACAUUCGGGUACUUGGCUCCUGAAUAUGCAUCCAGUGGAAAGCUAACAGAGAAAUCAGAUGUGUUUUCAUAUGGAGUCAUGCUGUUGGAACUCAUAACCGGGAGGCGACCUGUUGAUCCUAAUGAUAAAUACAUGGAAGACAGCUUAGUAGAUUGGGCUAGGCCGCUUCUUACAAGAGCACUGGAAGAGGGAGUAUAUGACGGAUUGGUAGACGUGCGCCUUGAAGGAAACUAUGAUACAGAUGAGCUACAUCGCAUGGUAGCCUGUGCUGCUGCUAGCAUUCGCCAUUCUGCUAAAAGACGCCCUAAAAUGAGCCAGAUUGUACGUACCUUAGAAGGCAAUGCAUCGUUGGAGGACUUGAACGAUAGCGCAAGACCUGGAAAGACACCUAGCUUUGCGGCCUCAAGCGGGGCGACCCAGGCCUAUGAUACUGCUAUGUAUAAUGCUGACAUGAUGAAAUUCAGGAAAAUGGUUAUGACAACUCAAGAAUUCAACAACGGUGAACAUGGAAGUACUCCAAGUGAGUAAAGGCUCAACCCUUACUCUCCUCCUCGGGCAGUGACUGCAGAGAUUUUGGUGCCUCGGGGAGACGAGAGUUAUUAAAAGGAAUGAACUGCUGCUUUGCUUAAGGUUCACCUGAAGCUUGAGAAUUUUUUUCAAAUGGUUCUUGACUGGAAUCGGUAACAGAGAUUUGAGAUAAAUUUUAACAAUGUCUAUGAUGUACAUUUACUCAUAUCUUGAUUUGAAUAACAAAGUUUAUAGGAUCAGAAUGCAUUUAUGCUUUUUUGCUUAAUUCAAUUUGUACAGCAGUUCACAUACAAUUUCUACUGAAAUGCUGAAAACCCUUCAGUUAACAAUAUAGUGAUAUAUGCCUGCUAGUAUACUAGUAGUAUGUUACUCCUA
Molecule: messenger RNA, 1056 nt
Organism: Nicotiana attenuata
Lineage: Eukaryota; Viridiplantae; Streptophyta; Magnoliopsida; Solanales; Solanaceae
Product: proline-rich receptor-like protein kinase PERK1
Exons: 5
Biological process (GO): protein phosphorylation
Molecular function (GO): protein kinase activity; ATP binding
Source: RefSeq, a predicted model, not a curated record